AUGUUGAAUGCAGCGACCUCUUCCGCUUUGACAUUCUCGUCAACUCCAAAUUUCUAUCGUUCCCCUUCGUCACUAUCUAUUGUUCUUCCAAAUCCAAAAUCUAUUAUCCUAAGUUAUGCGCGGAGCUCGGUGCUUGCCGUCAUGGAGAAAGCGAUCACUCGCGGACACUUGACAGUCGCCGAUUCUGAAGGUGUCCAUCACUUCGGAACUCGUUCAAAAGGUUGUAACGAUGUCUACCUCAAAGUCGUGAACAGCGACUUCUGGAUGCGUAUCUUGUUCUCUCAAGAUCUGGGCUUCAGUGAAGCCUAUAUGAUGGGUGACGUCGAAGUCGACAGCCUGAAGGGUAUCAUGGACCUUUGGCUGGACAAUGAGUCUGGAAUGGACAGUUUGACCUCGGCUGUGUCACGGGUAACUUCGGCAAUCUCCGCACUAUCAAAUGCAUUUCUCGGCCAGACGCGCUCGAAAGCACGCUUGAAUGCCAUCGCUAGCUACGAUCAGUCAAAUGAGCUGUUCAAGGCCUUCCUGAGUCAGGAGAUGAUGUACUCUUGCGCCCUAUGGACCGAAGCCGAAGGGGGUGUUCGUGGAGACUUGAUCUCUGGUCCCACACCCGGGGACUUGGAAGCUGCCCAGCUCCGUAAAAUUCGUUAUGUCCUCACCACCGCCAAAGUCAAGCCAGGUGACCGAAUCCUAGAAUUUGGCUCUGGAUGGGGCGGUAUGGCUAUCGAGGCUGCUCGCACUUUUGGCUGCGAAGUUGACACUUUGACCUUGUCAAAGGAACAAAAGGCUCUUGCUGAGGAACGCGUUAAGGCGGCUGGCCUGCAAGAUGUCAUUCGUGUUCAUCUCAUGGACUACCGCGAGAUCCCUCCUUCUUUCGAAAAGGCCUUUGACGCAUUUAUCAGCAUCGAGAUGCUUGAGCACGUGGGCUCCAAGUACUACCACGAUUACUUCAGACUUGUCGACUUUGCUCUGAAGUCCAGCAAUGCAACAGCUGUGGUUAGCGCAUCGACAUUCCCGGAAUCGCGAUACUCUGGCUAUCAGCCUGAGGAUUUCAUGCGCAAGUACAUGUGGCCUAACUCCUGCCUCCCCAGUGCCACGGCACUCAUUACCGCCGCAAACACCGGUUCAGAAGGGCGCUUCACCCUCGAGGGUGUCGAAAAUCACGCAGCUCACUACCCGCGGACACUGCGCGAAUGGGGACGUCGUCUUGACGCCAAUGUCAGGCAAGACUUGAUUGUCAGAGACUACCCUAGUCUAAAAGACAAGGCCGAAUUCGAUGCUUUCCGGCGCAAAUGGCAAUACCUGUUUGCGUAUGCGGGCGCCGGUUUUGCCAAAGGUUACAUCACCUGCCAUAUGCUUACUUUCACCCGUCCCAAUGACUGCCCCGCAACAUGCGAUUGA
Suillus subaureus is the source of this 1398-nucleotide messenger RNA. RefSeq names its product Mycolic acid cyclopropane synthetase-domain-containing protein. The record is from RefSeq and is a predicted model, not a curated record. The transcript is spliced from 11 exons. Lineage: Eukaryota; Fungi; Basidiomycota; Agaricomycetes; Boletales; Suillaceae. The coding region runs from base 1 to 1398 and encodes 465 amino acids. Gene Ontology annotation, biological process: lipid biosynthetic process.